Schistocerca serialis cubense is the source of this 2738-nucleotide messenger RNA. Its product is annotated as sensory neuron membrane protein 2-like. The record is from RefSeq and is a predicted model, not a curated record. NCBI's taxonomy places the organism in Eukaryota, Metazoa, Arthropoda, Insecta, Orthoptera, Acrididae. Gene Ontology annotation, cellular component: cytoplasm; membrane. Gene Ontology annotation, molecular function: scavenger receptor activity. Bases 431 to 2140 code for a protein of 569 amino acids. The transcript is spliced from 12 exons.
GAGUACUCGAUCGCCGUGAGCACCAGGUGGCAGUGCGCCGCGGAUCUGCGCAGGGAACCGACCAGCCGGCGACUCGCGAGCGGUGGCACCGGCCGCGGCCGCACAACAGACUCUGUGGAUUUCAUUGCGUUGAAGAUCCUGAGUACUCGAUUCAGAGAAAGAAAACGAUGAUCCAUGUUUUCCUAAACUGCAACUGUGAAGCUCCUGUUCGUCAUUAAGAGAUGUCAGCACACGAAUCUGGAAGCCUUUCAAGCAUUUCUUAUUUUUCCCUGGAGUGCUGCAUGAGUUGUGCUACAUGUGCUGCAAUGGCGUUGAGGUGCAGCUGAUCACUGCUGCAUAAAUAUGUUACUUUUGUAGCAUAUAUAGCAGAGUUUUUACAGGGCACAUCGAGCCGGUGUGUGCAAAUAAAGUUCUACGAUUGGAAGGCAACAUGGUAGAUGAAGAGGGUCAGAGGGCUGCUAUGGAGACAGGAAGUACGACAGGUGAUGGCGACAGAACUGUCGACGAUAGGGAAUGUACACCAUGCCUCAACGCCGAGAGACAGAGCGAGCACUUGAGUCCCUUGUUGGUAGGCAACCCACAUUCCCUUUCUGCUGCCACUCUAGCCAAGUGCAAUUUUGCGGCUACGAAGUACAAAGGUCAGUUGCUGCGACUGCUUCUGGGAGUAUCUCUUGUCGGUAUUGCAUUGUCCAUAUGGUUCCUUGAUCCUGUGGAGCUUCUUAUCAGAAAGUUGUUAGCCUUUCAUGAAGGAUCGUACUUAUAUGAACACUGGAGGAAUCCUCCGGUACCAAUCAAACACAAUGUUUUUGUGUUUAACGUAACAAAUGCUGAUGGUUUCCUACACCGUGGGGAGAAACUUCGUGUCGAAGAGGUUGGACCAUAUGUAUACUCGGAACAUCUGGACAAUGUUGUUCUUAACUUUAAUGAUAAUGGUACGAUCACUUACAUCCCUAAUCGUACAGAGACAUUUUCAGAGGAACUGUCAGAAAGGAAUGCCAAAGAAGACAUCGUUAUAAUACCCAACUUAGCCCUGAUUGCGCUGAUUUCGAUAGUGCACAAGUAUCCUUUUUACCUUAGAUGGCUUGCCAUAAAGAUGCUAGCCCCACUAAAUUUGCAACCGUUCAUCUCCAUUACUGUGAACGAACUGAUGCUGGGAUAUGAAGACCCGCUCGUCACGCUGGGCAAUACGUUUUUAUCAAAGUCUCUUCCCAUAACCAAAAUAGGAAUUUUUUAUCUGAUUCAACGGAUGAAUGACACUAUUACCAUGUUUACCAACCCAGACGACCUGUCGAGAACAGAUCCCAAGCUUUACAGCAUCGACGUGAUGAAUGGUUCUCCUGGUUUAGAGAACUGGGGAUACGGUGAAAAGUACGUAGAGACAGCUAAUGGCACCAUCGUUCCAGAACUGCUGAAAUGUAAUUCUGCUCGAGGCACAUACGAAGGAGUAAUUUUACCAAGGUAUCUUCCAGAGAACGAGACUAUGUGGGUAUACCGAAAGUACUUUUGUCGGCCUAUACCAGCAGUAUUUGGGAAAAACGUAACAGCAUAUGGUCUGAAGUUACGCCAGUACAAAUUAAAAGAUGACGCAUACGACACUCCUGACAAGAAUCCGGAUAACUCGUGCUAUUGUGAUGGCCAAAACCGAGAUUGUCUACCGGCAGGUGUAGCAGAAGUUUCUCCUUGUUAUUUCAAUGUCCCAGCUGCGAUAUCUAACCCCCACUUCCUGAACGGAGAUGAAAGUCUUCUACAAGCUAUCGAUGGGCUGUCUCCAGACCAAGAAAAGCACGAGUCAUAUUUCUCAGUUUCAACGGAUUUGGGUCUGCCAAUUGAAGGAAACUGCAAAAUACAGAUUAACCUCAUUGCAAGAACGAGCGGCAUGAAAAGUAUUUCUGCUUUCCAUGGCAUGUUUUUACCGAUAAUAUGGUUUGAGACGGUUAUCGGUCCUUAUCCUGACGGUUUGAUGCUUCUGAUUAGGGUGGCGCUGAAUGAGGGUCCAAUGAUCCUGAAAGUACUUGCAGUACUAUUUCUCAUUGCAGGUUUAAUAUUAGUGCUUAUGAUCAUUUCGCAACAGUUUUAUCCACUAACACACAUGAAAAGCAAAUUCAAUGCAGUUCGUUUCCGAAAGAUAAGUGAAACAUAAUUCGAAAUGUCUAUGGAGUCUGAGUACAAUAAGGACUCACAGACGGAAAUAAUUUUAAGACUAUCAACCCUCAAUCCAGUACAGGGAGAGUCGCCUGUUGCAAACAAACGUUCAAUGAACACAACAAGCUGUUUGUGUGUUCUUCUACAGUAGCCGAGUAUGAGCUGUCUCUAGUAGAACAGCAUAUGAACUGAGUGCUGGAGCUCACAUGUUCACUGCCGUUGAGUCUUUUACUAAGACUAAACAUACACUUUUGCCUUCCAGUUCCAGGACAUACAAUGAACACCGCGCUACACUGUUUCUCAGAAUCUUGAAAUACCGUAGUUGAAACUGUAUGUGGUAGAUAAGUGAAAUAUCACCGUAAAUACAUGUGCAGUUCGAUUACAGAAAUGCCCACAGCAGAAAGUAAUGUUAAAAGCCUGGUUUAGUAUCCCAGAGAGAAGUACACGACACUAAGAGCAAAUUCACAUUCAGUAAAGGUACCAUCAUACUAUGGAUUUCCCCUGCAUUAGCAGGAAUAGGUCUGUUUGCAGUAGUACCUGAAGUUUUGCUGGAUGCAGAUAAUGCAAGCAGAGCCUCUGUUCUCGUAGUAAUGUUA